GCCAGCGAAGAGCGGAGAAUCUGUAUAAAUACCAAAAGGUUCUGCGUAUUCCUCAUUAGAGUUUCGGUUUUACUGCUGUGAACAAGCAACUCAUCGGACAAUAUGAAACUCUUCCUGGUCGCUUUUGCCGUGAUCGCAGCCGUGGCUGCCGAUGUCAGCCACCUGCCCUCCAACGAGUACCUGCCUCCCGUCCAGGAGCAGCAGAUCAUCGCCGCACCCACCAACGAGUACCUAGCUCCCUUGGAGGCCCAGCCUGCCCCAGCCCAUGAGCUGGCCGAUGAUGGCUACCGAUACAAGACCCACAAGCGCGUCGUGGUCCGCCGCCAUCGCCGUGACGUCAACGAGCCCUCCAACGAGUACCUGCCCCCCUUCGGUGCUCCUUCCAACGAGUACCUGGCACCCGCUCAAAGUGCUCCUGAGACCGUCUUGGCCAAUGAUGGAUACCGUUACAAGACCCAGAAGCGCGUGGUUACCAAGCGUCACCGUCGUGAUGUGAGCCACUUGCCUUCCAACGAGUACCUGCCCCCUGUCCAGGCUGCCGCUCCUUCCAACGAGUAUCUGCCCCCGGUGUCCGCCCCCGUCCAGGUUGCUGCCCCAGCUCCCGCUCAAGUUCAGUUCGCCGCCCCCGCUCCCGUCGUGGUUGAGGCUGAGCCCGCCCAUGAGCUGGCCGAUGACGGUUACCGUUACAAGACCAAUCGUCGCGUUGUCUAUCGCCGUCACCGCCGUGACGUCAACGAACUCUCCAACGAGUACCUGCCUCCCGUCCAGGAGCAGCAGAUCAUCGCCGCACCCACCAACGAGUACCUAGCUCCCUUGGAGGCCCAGCCUGCCCCAGCCCAUGAGCUGGCCGAUGAUGGCUACCGAUACAAGACCCACAAGCGCGUCGUGGUCCGCCGCCAUCGCCGUGACGUCAACGAGCCCUCCAACGAGUACCUGCCCCCCUUCGGUGCUCCUUCCAACGAGUACCUGGCACCCGCUCAAAGUGCUCCUGAGACCGUCUUGGCCAAUGAUGGAUACCGUUACAAGACCCAGAAGCGCGUGGUUACCAAGCGUCACCGUCGUGAUGUGAGCCACUUGCCUUCCAACGAGUACCUGCCCCCUGUCCAGGCUGCCGCUCCUUCCAACGAGUAUCUGCCCCCGGUGUCCGCCCCCGUCCAGGUUGCUGCCCCAGCUCCCGCUCAAGUUCAGUUCGCCGCCCCCGCUCCCGUCGUGGUUGAGGCUGAGCCCGCCCAUGAGCUGGCCGAUGACGGUUACCGUUACAAGACCAAUCGUCGCGUUGUCUAUCGCCGUCACCGCCGUGACGUCAACGAACUCUCCAACGAGUACCUGCCCCCUGUCCAGGCUGUCGCUCCUUCCAACGAGUAUCUGCCACCAGUGUCCGCCCCCGUCCAGGUUGCUGCCCCAGCUCCCGCUCAAGUUCAGAUCGCCGCCCCUGUCCAGCUGGCCGCCCCCGCUCCCGUCGUGGUUGAGGCUGAGCCCGCCCAUGAGCUGGCCGAUGACGGUUACCGUUACAAGACCCAUCGUCGCGUUGUUUACCGCCGCCACCGCCGUGACGUCAACGAGCUCUCCAACGAGUACUUGCCUCCCGCAGAGUACCUUGCCCCCGUGGAAAACACCGUCGAGGCGGCUCCUGCCCAUGUCCUGGCUGAUGAUGGAUACCGCUACAAGACCCACAAGCGCGUUUUGUACCGCCGCAACUAAAUCAUCCGAUAAAGGCUUCACUUGGUGAUUGAAUCGUGCUCAUUUUGGAGUGCAGACCCUACUAUUAGAAUACCUCUUUUUCAUUCAAAUACAAUAAUACGAUAACGAAUCCAUA
Molecule: messenger RNA, 1816 nt
Organism: Drosophila simulans
Lineage: Eukaryota; Metazoa; Arthropoda; Insecta; Diptera; Drosophilidae
Exons: 2
Coding region: 103-1701 (532 amino acids)
Source: RefSeq, a predicted model, not a curated record